This is a messenger RNA of Diutina rugosa, 1941 nucleotides long. RefSeq names its product sugar porter family MFS transporter. Gene Ontology annotation, molecular function: myo-inositol:proton symporter activity. The record is from RefSeq and is a predicted model, not a curated record. Bases 1 to 1941 code for a protein of 646 amino acids. Lineage: Eukaryota; Fungi; Ascomycota; Pichiomycetes; Serinales; Debaryomycetaceae. The transcript has a single exon. Gene Ontology annotation, cellular component: membrane. Gene Ontology annotation, biological process: transmembrane transport.
AUGCCAAUGCUGUCAGAGUCAGCCGGAGUUCCAGGCGUAACACCGAAGGAAAAAUUCGGCGUCACCGAACGAAUCUCAAGCGAGGAAUCACUCAAUUCGAUUUCAAAGGAAAUCAGUGGAAUUGAAGAUGGUGGUUUGCCCAAUCGUCAAGCUCCCGGAGGCGGUGAGCGUGGCAAUUUACUCGCUACUUACAGCGAAGCUGAAACAAUGGAUAUGGGAAGAAAAUAUGCCCAAGAACAUGGCUUAGAUCCCGAGUUAUUUGCCAAGGGUGCGGCUGUAGCUCGUGCCCCCAAACUCUUCAAUGAUAUGGACUUCUUGACGGAUGAGGAACGCGAAGGGCUCCAUCUAGAACAAUCCAAGAGAUAUCAUAUUCCUCGCAAGAUGGUAGAAGUGAUUGCUCUUGGGUCAGUGGCUGCUGCAGUUCAAGGUAUGGAUCAAUCAGUUAUUAAUGGUGCCACAUUAUUUUACCCUCAAGCUUUCGGUCUACCGAGGUUAUUCGGAAAAGACGCCGAUCUCGUCGAGGGUCUAGUCAAUGGUGCUCCGUAUGUAUGCUGCGCAAUUGCCUGUUGGACUUCGGACUAUUGGAAUCGUCACUUGGGUCGCCGCUGGACUAUUUUUUGGACCUGUGCCAUUUCCUUCGCUACUUGUUUCUGGCAGGGAUUUGUGAACAACUGGUGGCAUUUGUUUAUUGCGAGAUUUUUUAUGGGAGUUGGUGUUGGGGUGAAAAGUGCCACCGUUCCAGUUUACGCUGCCGAGUGUGCACCAGCUCAUAUUCGAGGCUCAUUAGUUAUGUUGUGGCAAUUCUUCACGGCGUUUGGUAUAAUGUUGGGAUACGUGGCUUGUCUUGCGUUCUACUAUGUGCCCGAUCGAGGAAUUGCUUACGGUUUAAACUGGCGGCUUAUGUUGGGGUCCGCAAGUUUACCAGCAAUAUUCGUGUGUGUCCAAGUACCUUUUGUGCCUGAGCUGCCUCGGUGGCUAAUGGGUAAAGGGCGCCACCAAGAGGCAUUUGAAAGUUAUUGCAAGAUGAGAAAAGAGAAAAUCAGCGCCGCGAGAGAUCUCUUCUACCAAUACGUCCUCCUCCUGGAAGAGCAUCAAUAUGAGUCGUCGACGAUUAAGCGCAUAAAAGAAAUGUUCACAAUUCGUCGUAACCGCAAUGCCUCCAUUGGGUCAUGGUUGGUUAUGUUCAUGCAACAAUUCUGUGGUAUCAACGUCAUCGCCUACUACUCUCUGUCAAUUUUUAUCGAGGCUGGAUUUUCCGUUGACAAUGCUUUGAUUGCUCUGUGGGGUUUCGGUAUGAUGAACUUUGUGUUUGCUAUUCCUGCCAUUCUUACUAUCGAUAAGUUUGGUCGACGCAAUUUGUUAUUGACGACGUUUCCUUUGAUGUGUAUCUUUUUGAUCAUUGCCGGUUGUGGAUUUUUGAUCAACAAGGAAACAAAUCCGAAUGGCCAGUUGGCAAUGGUAAUUAUUGGAGUGUACUUCCACUGUAUUGUGUAUUCUUCAGGUGAAGGGCCAGUACCGUUCACUUAUUCAGCUGAAUGUUUUCCAUUAUACAUUCGUGAUUUGGGCAUGUCUUGGGCCACAUCUACGUGUUGGUUUUUCAACUUUAUCUUGGCUUUCACGUGGCCCAGGCUUGUCACUGCAUUUACACCUACUGGGGCAUUCAUGUGGUACGCCGGGUGGAAUUUCGCGGGUUUCUGGUUGGUGCUCUUCUGCUUGUAUGAAACGAAGUCUCUCACUCUUGAGGAGUUAGACGAUGUAUUCAGUGUACCGAUGCCAAUUCAUGCCAAAUACCAAUUUGCAACGUUUAUCAAUGACAUAGAGCGAUGGAUUUUCAGAAGGAAGAUUCCCAAAUUGGAACCAUUUCAGGAUUUGGCCAAAGAACGUGCUCACGGAGACAGUGAUGCAUUUGCAGGAUAUUAUAACAGUAGCGUUAAGCACUAA